UUCCACCGGGUGCCUAAUCCCUUCCUCUUCGAAAAAUAAAACCCCAACUAGCGCUCAAGAUUACAGAGAUCGUAAUUGGACAUAGGUUAGGGUUUCGAAGGAUGUGCUCGUCGACGAUUCAGUUCUCGCUCUUGCAAUCACUAUCUCGCCCCUCCUCGCCAUUUUCACCCAACCUUGAACCUAAACUCUCUACUUCCUCGGUGAGCUUCCCACUGAAGAUGAAGUCGUCGAGAAUUUGCAGUAAAAGUAUGGUUCUGAGAGUUAAGGCUUCAAAUAAUCAGCCGUUCGAUUCCUCUGCAGAGUUCACACCGCCCAGUGGCAAUCUGCCCAAAACCAGGAGGGAUAUUUUGCUGGAGUAUGUUCAGAAUGUGAAACCCGAGUUUAUGGAGUUGUUCGUUAAACGCGCGCCUAAACAUGUGGUUGAUGCAAUGCGACAUACUGUGACUAAUAUGAUUGGAACGCUACCUCCCCAGUUUUUCGCCGUUACAGUCACCUCUGUUGCUGAAAACCUUGCACAGUUGAUGAUGAGCGUAUUGAUGACCGGAUAUAUGUUCAGAAACGCUCAAUAUCGUCUUGAAUUGCAACAAAGUUUAGAGCAGGUUGCUCUUCCUGAGCCACGUGAUAAACGGGGGGAUGAUCAAGACUAUGCACCUGGAACUCAAAAGAAUGUAUCAGGGGAGGUGAUCAGAUGGAAUAACAUUUCUGGUCCCGAGAAAAUUGAUGCGAAAAAGUAUAUCGAGCUUCUGGAAGCAGAGAUCGAAGAACUCAACCGUCAAGUAGGGAGAAAAUCUGCGAAUGAGCAGAACGAAAUUUUGGAGUAUCUAAAAUCUCUCGAGCCUCAAAAUCUUAAGGAGCUUACAAGCACUGCAGGCGAAGAUGUUGCUGUGGCUAUGAAUACAUUUAUCAAGCGGCUUCUAGCUGUGUCGGACACAGAUCCAAAGCAAAUGAAGACGAAUGUGACAGAGACCAGCGCAGCGGACCUUGCAAAAUUGCUGUAUUGGCUAAUGGUGGUUGGUUAUAGCAUUCGCAAUAUCGAGGUCCGGUUUGAUAUGGAACGUGUGCUUGGUACUCAUGCGAAGCUCGCAGAGUUGCCUCCUGGUGAAAUUAUUUGAAAACCCGGAGCUUUUUCUUUUUUUUUCCAAAAGAACACAGAUUUCUGAUUGUUAUUUUCGAAUUUAUCAAACUUAAUUUUCGGAUUACAACUGUGUGACAUCGGUUUGUCGAUGAUUAAAAGAAAUUGAUUUGGUUAUUUAUGCUUCUAAAAUACUUACCUUUUUGGUUAUAAAUCAUUGAUUAUGUAAAAUUAAAUGUAUUUAGCUGGA
Eruca vesicaria subsp. sativa (arugula) is the source of this 1322-nucleotide messenger RNA. NCBI's taxonomy places the organism in Eukaryota, Viridiplantae, Streptophyta, Magnoliopsida, Brassicales, Brassicaceae. The record is from the annotation of a GenBank genome assembly.